This is a messenger RNA of Cuscuta europaea, 6135 nucleotides long. The record is from the annotation of a GenBank genome assembly. NCBI's taxonomy places the organism in Eukaryota, Viridiplantae, Streptophyta, Magnoliopsida, Solanales, Convolvulaceae.
AAGAGAAGUGCAGCGCCGCAGCGAUCCAAAUUCCAAACCAGCGGGCAUCACCGGACACCGUAUCAGUAAUCACGCAUAACUCAUUCACGGAUGACGGACCUGACUCACCGCGCACGCCUCAGCCAGUACCGCCGCCGGACGUCUUCGAUUCUCCGUCUACUCGCCGACUAGCCGGAGACGCACUCUAAGUUGCUCGCUGACUCGCCGGAGAGUGCUUGACCGGCGACGCCUGUGUUCUUCUCUCUUGGACUCCAGAAGCCGGCAGCUUCUGCUUUUCGUCUCUUCAAGGUCGCUGCUUCAAGCAAUCAAGCAGAGCCGCAGAGGUGGAUUUUGUGCACUCAGCUCACCAAGACGGCAAAACACCAACGAAGGAGGAAGUCCCUGGCUUCUCCGGCUUCAGAGGGGAUCAGUACUGUCGACUGAAUGUUUGCUGUUUGAAGAAGUUAGCCUCCAUGGAUACAGUCCUUCACGCAGCUCUCGAACAUAUAUGUUCUCUGGGAAUCGCUGGCCUUCCUCUCCCCAAGCUCUGGUCAAAGUUGCAGCCUACGCUCACAAGUGAAGCUUUAACCCUGUGCCCUAAAGUCAAACAAGCAUUAUGGACCAACCUACUCGACAUUCCGGACCUCCAAUUCGAAUGUAGCGGGAUCACGUACGGCCCGCACGAAGAUCUCAUUCGCUCUGUCAUAGAUUCUGAACAAAUGAAUCUGAAAGUCAUUGCGCCUGAGCAUCUCCGUGAUAGCUUCAUUGGGAUAUACGAUGCAGAUGCAUCCGUAACAAAAAUUACGUCUCUGCAGCGUCGCGUUUUAGAACGCCUAGCCAUUGCAAGAGCUAAUGGAAUUACACAAAGUGAGCUUGGUAAAGAAUUUAGCGUCAGUCAGAAAGACAUUUUCUACAUAUUGAAGAAACUAGAAGGCCGCGGAAUGAUCGUAAGGCAUUCCACAGUUGUGAAGACAAAAGAUUUAUCCAAUGUAGAUGAGGCGAAAAGUGCUUCGGUUGUUAACACCAACAUGGUCUAUUUGUAUCGCUAUGCAAGGCAUCUGGGUGGUCAAAAAAGGCUUGAAAUAAUCAAAGGAGACAAGUGUUUGGUCGGCAUUGAGAGUGGUGGGGGAAAUUCUGCAAGCAAUGACUGUUUUGCUGAAGAAUCAGCUAAUGAGGACGUGCACAUACGAGAUUUUAUGCCGGCACUAAAAGCUAUCUGUGAUAAGCUCUCAAAUGCUGAGGGAAAGGUAUUGGUUGUCUCAGACAUUAAGCGAGAGCUUGGUUACAAAGGAACUGCUGGGCAUAGAUUGUGGAGAAAUAUUUGCCACAAGUUGAAAGAGGCUAACAUGGUGGAGGAGAUUUGGGCUAAGGUGGAUGGUAAAGCAAAAAAGAAGGAAGUCAAUUGCUUGCACCUUUUGAAGGAGUUUUCACCAAGUCAUUUUGAGCCAAAAUCUCGUGCACGUGAAUGUAUAAAUCUUUGCAAAGAACAAACAACAAAAUUGGCAAGGAAAGGUCAAAUAACUGACCAGCUUGUAGAGCUCCCAAUUGAGCAUCAGAUUUUUGAUAUGGUUGAUGCAGAAGGGUCUAGAGGGUUGACAUUCACUGAAGUUUAUAGAAGGCUUGGAAUAAACAAGAAGCGGUACUGCGCACGACAUGGUAAUGAAACAUUUUCUAGACUUGGAAUGCAUCUAGAAGCUGAACGCCCUUAUAAAGGUAUUUCCUACCGGGCAUGGACUUCGCCUGUAGUGGGCAUGCACACUGAGGAUAUAAGCGCACCACUUUCCUGUGAUUCUUGUACAGCUACUCGUGAAAAUGAUAUUAUAGAGGUUGAACAUGAAGUUAAUAUAAUACAGGAUGGGAAGUGCAGCUCUACUUUACUCCCUUUGACUAAAUCGCAGAACUUAGAUCCCCAGACAGAAAAUACAGUUCCACAUUCCGAUUUACAGAUAGUGAGCACACAAUCAAUUCACGUUGUUCCAUCAGAGGUAUCUACACCUUCCAAAAGCGGAUCAGAUCAUAGGUAUCCUUGUCUUACAACGGUUGCUGUUAGUGCACAGAGGGAACAACGGAUACUUAAGAUGUUGCAGGAUGAGAAGUUCCUUAUAAAGCCUGAUCUACACAGACGGCUUGAUAGUCUUCAGAUCAGAGUGAUGGACAGGAAGACCUUAGAGCGGUGUCUGAACAAGCUUCAGCAAGAAGGUCAUUGCAAAUGCAUUCAUGUUAGUGUUCCUGUUGUCACAAACUGUGGCCGCACCCGUACUACAGAGGUGGUCCUGCAUCCAUCGCUGUGUACCAUAUCCCCUGAAGUACUGGGUCAAAUUCACGAGAAGCUGAGGUCCUUUGAAACACAAGUCCGUAGUCAAUCUCGAUUAAAAAAGGUUCAAACAAAUCCUAUAUUGAAUGAUGUUCAGAGAAUUCCAAAAGGCACCAAAUUAGACAGCCAAACUGAGAAAUUGGAGUUGAUGCGGGUUAAUGGAUAUGUAAUGGCUAAGAUGGUCAGAACAAAGCUUCUUCACAUCUACUUGUGGGGUUACAUCUCUAUUCCACUUGGCUUUGAUGAUUUUUUGUCAUCUUGCAAGCAUGGUUAUGACAUGAAAAAUCCACACAGUACUUGUAUGUUGAUAAACUUAGACGCAGCCAUCAAGGCAAUGCCGCUUGAAUUGUUUUCACAGAUUGUGGGCUCUACUCAGAAAUUUGAGGAUAUGAUGGAGAAAUGUAGGGAUGGUUUGUGCCUGCAUGAUCUUCUUCCGCAGGAGUACAAGUAUCUGAUGGAUUCACGAGCAACAGGGCGGUUGUCAUGGCUAAUUGACAUUUUACGACGGUUAAAGUUAAUCCGCCUUGUUAGCGGUGAAAAAGCAGAAGACAGAGCUGACAUCUCUCAGGCAACUCUUACUUAUUCAUUGGAGAUCAGACCUUACAUCGAGGAACCUGUCUCUAUCGCCGCACCAUCUUAUGACUAUUUUUCAUACGAUCUUCGCCCUCAAAUUAGACAUGAUUUUGUCCUCUCCAGCAGAAAAGCUGUUGAUGAAUACUGGAACACCUUAGAGUAUUGUUACGCUGCUAUCAAUCCUAAGGCUGCGGUUUAUGCAUUUCCUGGAUCUGCAGUUCAUGAAGUUUUUCUGUCCAGAUCAUGGGCUUCAGUCAGGGUAAUGACAUCUGACCAGCGUGCUAAGCUUCUUAAGCGUGUUUAUAACGAUUGCUCAAAAAGAAAACUCUCCUUCAAGGAGUGUGAAGAGAUUGCUAAGGACUUGAAUUUGACAAUGGAGCAGGUGCUUCGUGUUUCUUAUGAUAAAAGAAAACACUCUGUUGACAGAGUUCCGGGGCUUUCAGUGCAAGAAGAGAGUCAAGCCUUCAAGAGUACACUUGCAUCUUCAAGGAAAAGAAGAAGAUUAUCAGGAGCAGGGUCCUCAAAAUAUGGAUAUGAUGGUGAUGAUUUAGUGACUGAUUUUGACAAAGACAUGUCUAAUGAGGCACAUAAUCCUUCCCCAACACCAAUGAGUAGUGAGGGCGAUGUAGGGAAGGAUCAGCGUAAUGACUGUAUAAGAGCUGUUGAAGAGACAGAAUCAAAUGAACAGAAUGGUGAUGAUUCUUUCAUUCACAGACGUGCUUUAUCCAAGCUGAAGCCAACACGCAAGAUAAAGUUUUCUUGGACUGAAAGUGCGGAUAGGCAAUUAGUGAUUGCAUACGUCAAAUGUCGAGCAGCACUUGGAGCAAAUAUUCACCGUGUUGACUGGUCCUCCCUUAAAAAUCUUCCUGCACCGCCUGAUGCUUGCAAAAGGAGAAUGGCAUUGUUGAAUAGCAAUUCAGAAUUCAGAAAAGCUCUAAUGAAGCUCUCUAAUGUGCUCCAUGCGCGUUAUGUGAAGUACCUUCAGAUAUUUCAGGAUCUAUCAUUGAGUAACUCUGGCAGCACUUUGGUGUCUCCUGAAUCAGAGGAAUGUAACAGGAAUACUAUGGGCAGGAUGAAUCCAACCACAGGAUCUUUCUUUGAUGAGGGGUGGGAUAACUUUGAUGAUGACAAUGUAAAAGUAGCUCUUGAGGAUGCUCUACAACUUAAAAAGAAAGCUAAAUUGGAGGCUUCAAAAGAAGUUGAACUUCUUGACGAUAAGUGUGCAGAUAUGAAUAUCUGUCCUGAAGAACUAUUCCCUCGUGACCAAGAUAGUGAGAGUCUUGCAUGCAGGAGUAAAUUUUCUGGUUUGAAAUCGUGCUCCAAUCGAAUAGCUCAGAAAUUUGUUAAGCCUUUAAAGGGCCGAAUCACCAUUAGUAAACAGGCUCAUCAGUCAGUUGCAAUCGCUAAUGCUCUAGAGCUGUUUAAGCUCAUCUUCCUUAGCACUUCUAAAUCGCCAAUGGUGCCAAGUCUGCUAGCUGAAACUUUAAGGCGUUACUCUGAGCAUGACCUGUUCUCAGCCUUCAACUACCUCAGAGAGAAGAAAAUUAUGAUUGGUGGCAGUGCCAAUAGUCCUUUUGUUCUUUCUCAACACUUCUUGCAUUGCAUCUCCUUGUCUCCAUUUCCAAUCAACACCGGAAAACGAGCUGCUAAAAUUGCCGAAUUGCUAUGUGAGAGUGAGAAGGAACUAAUGGAUGAGGGGGUCUCUCCUCCUGCUGUUUUGGAGUGUGGCGAUGUUUUCCAUAUAUGUGGUAUGAUUGCUUCGGGAGAGCUUUCAAUUACACCUUGCUUGCCAGAUGAGGGUGUUGGAGAGGCUGAGGAUUCAAGGGUUUCUUCUAAAAGGAAAUCCAAUGAUAGUGAGAUUGAUGAUGGAGAGAGCUCUAAAAAAGUUAAAACUUCAUUGACCGUUGAAGGCGAGCUUAUCUCCCGUAAAGCAAAAGGAUUUCCAGGCAUCCAUUUAUGGUUAAGACGGGCAAAAUUUUCAAGGCUUGAAAUUUUGGAAUCAUUUAAAGAAGAGGUGAAGACUGCAUCCAUCCUAUCCUCCAUAGAGCAUCAGAUUGUUCCAUUUUCAAAUGUAAAUGCUCACAAUAUUGCAUCUGAGACCCCCCAUCGUUCUGCAGUUCUUUCUACCGAGUCGCCUUGGGAUGCCAUGACAAGUUAUGCAGAACAUGUUUGGUCAUGUGGUUCUGUGUUAGAAGAAAGCAAUGUGUUUCAUCCUGAUAUGUUUAGGUCUGUUUACGCCACCAUUCAGAAGGCUGGUGACCAAGGUUUGAGCAUGGGAGAGAUCUCCAUGGCAGUGAACUUGCAAGGGGAAAAGAAUGUAGAGACUCUUGUUGGGGUGCUUGAAGCCUUCGGAAGAGUUUUGAAGGUCAAUGCUUAUGAUUUAGUCCAUGUGGUUGAUUCUUUAUAUCGAUCCAAGUACUUCAUAACCUCUUCUACAGCAGCCAUGUCUGGCAACCUGAUUGAUGCAAUUGAUGAGAAGUCGUUAACACACAAUAAUGGCGAUUACGGAAAUGGUGGUGUUCACUUGCAGAAGGAAAUUAGUGCAAGUUCUAGUGAGGUGCACAGAGUCACUAUUCUUAAUCUUCAUGAAGAGGUGGCUGAACCUCUGAAUGGAACCAAAACUGGUUAUCACACUGCAGGAGUCUUGAAUUUGGAAGUUACAACUCCAACCAAAAAUAAUGUUCAUACCAUAUCCGAAGGCCAUUCUGUUGCUUCUCAAACAUGCAGGCCAAUAUUGCCUUGGGUAAAUGGUGAUGGAACUGUCAAUGAACUUGUCUACAAGGGACUAGUACGCCGCGUUCUGGGUGUUGUGAUGCAAAAUCCUGGGAUACUUGAGGAUGAUAUUAUAAGCCACAUGCAUGUUUUGAAUCCUCAGAGCUGCAGAAGUCUGCUGAAGAUGAUGAUUCUUGACAACCACAUCAAGGUGCGCAAGAUGCAUCAGAAAACAUCAGCACCCCCAGCCAUUCUUCAGGGCCUCCUCGGCAGCUAUUUCGAGAAGUCGAAGCUAAUUUUGCGUGACCAUUUCUUUGCUAACCCUACUAGCACCACUCUCUUGUGAAUGUGUACAAGAUUCCAAUGUAGCCUGCCUUAUGGGAAUCCCUUGUAUAGUUGUAUGUCCUGCAAGGAAAUGUGUUUAUAUGUAUCAUGUAUGUAGUCUUUUUCUAUAUAUCUCUCUUUAAAAAACUGGACAUGAAAUUAACUUGGUCCAGUAAUCUAAUUACACGUCAUUCUUGAUACAGCAGCAGGUCAGCAGUGUACCGUGUAUGUGU